Sorex araneus (European shrew) is the source of this 3312-nucleotide messenger RNA. RefSeq names its product myelin associated oligodendrocyte basic protein (gene MOBP). The record is from RefSeq and is a predicted model, not a curated record. The transcript is spliced from 6 exons. Gene Ontology annotation, molecular function: myosin binding; actin binding. The coding region runs from base 164 to 409 and encodes 81 amino acids. Lineage: Eukaryota; Metazoa; Chordata; Mammalia; Eulipotyphla; Soricidae. Gene Ontology annotation, cellular component: cortical actin cytoskeleton.
AUGCACCGAGGUAGCCUCAAUGCCCUCCGGGGACCUGGUACCCACUUGGAACCUGUUUCGGUCAAAAGCAACUACCUGGAGGAAAAAAAGAAGCAAAUGAUACCAAGACAAGCUCCUAACAGGGAUCUAAUCAUCAGAUGUGUGCGGAGGAAAAUACAGUGAGAUGAGUCAGAAGAUGGGCAAGGAGGGUCCCCGACUCUCCAAGAACCAGAAGUUUUCCGAGCACUUCAGCAUCCACUGCUGCCCGCCCUUCACGUUCCUCAACUCCAAGCGCGAGAUCGUGGACCGCAAGUACAGCAUCUGCAAGAGCGGCUGCUUCUACCAGAAGAAGGAGGAGGACUGGAUCUGCUGCGCCUGCCAGAAGACCCGAUUGAAAAGGCGGAUCAGACCCACCCCCCGGAAGAAGUGAGCGCAGCGUUUCCGGUGAAUGGACGCCUCCAGCUCCUGGACCCUCUGCUUCUUGACCUCGGUGUCCUUGGGCGAGUUCUCUGGCUUUGGAUAUGACGCAGGGGCUGACACCUGCUGAGGCGGCCACCACCGAUUCCCACCCUGUCCAUGGCACUGGGGCCGCCGGGCAGCCUGCCUGGAGCACUUUGAAGAUACCAUCCUAUUGUUUUCUGAUCUCCAUUAUCACCUGUGAGAACUCUUCUUUCCUUCUGUGUCUCUUCAUUGACUCAAAUUUCUUCAAUCCGAAGACAUCUAUCUUUCUUCAGGGAAGUUCCAAAAACCAAGAUACUGUUGUACACCUCCCACAACAGCAAAGAUUAAAAGUGUUUAGUGUGGGCAAGAGUGAAGGGAAAAGUCUCACAGGCUACUGAUGAGAAAUUUUAAGUUGUUACAACACUUCUGGCAUGCAAUCUGGGGAUAUUAGCAAUAUAGGAUAUUACAUCAUCUAUGCUCAAACAGUUAUAAUUUAGGCAUCCAUCCUAAAGAAAAUCUGCAUUCAUGGAAAAGGGAUAUAAAGGGAAACAUAACUUUGUUCAGUGAAGUAUCAUAAAGACAAGAGCAAGAAAAUUAAUCACCAUAUCCACCAAAGAAUGAGUAAAUCAAUAAUGACAUAUUUAGAAAUAAAAUAUAAAACAGCAGCUCAAGUAAACGAAACAGAUAUGCCCACACCAGUGAGACAAAUUGGGAAAACAAAAUGGAGAAUAUAAAAAACAAAUAGUAGUCAAUGUAAUAUAAUGUCUCCCGCAUAAAAUUUCAUAAUACAUGUUUCCUGAUGAGUAGAAACCAUAAGAUCUGUCUCUCUCUCUCUCUCUCUCUGACAGAAUAUUUUUAAAUGAUAGCAAAACAAAAGGCAAUCCAAGAAAUGUUUAUCCUCUUGGAAAUCAGAAAGAAAAUGUGAAAUAAUUCCUGGUUUGAAGAAUGGCAGAAUUAAAAACUAUGUAGAAAUAGCCAAUGAAUAUUUACCAGGCACAGUUGUGUUCAGUGGAGAAGUGGGAGAGACUAACGACCAGCCUCUCCAAGGUUACUAGCAUUUGAAAACAACACGCUUGUUCCGAGCCAACACUGUGUCUGCCAACUUCGGACAAGGGCAAAUAGACCUACUAUGUUUCUUCCUCUCAACCUUGCUUUAGUAAUAGGUAGGGAAACACAGAAGACAUCAGAAUGUUGUAGAAUGUGGAGGGAGGUAAAAUGGGCAGUAUUAGGUAGAGGGAAGCUGAGGGUGUAGGGGAAAAGGGACUUGCGGCGCAGUCUAAUGCCCGAAGUAGCAGUGGUCAAGCAUACGCAGGUGCCUGCAGCCUCUCCGAGGCCUUGACUCUGUGCCAGCGACCACAGCCAAACCUGGCCAAGUUUCACAGGUAAGUCAGAUUCUGGGGCAGUGCCCAACAGAGUUCUGCUCAAGGUGUGGGGAUGGAGAGGAAGCAGGGGAUACCAGCCAACAGGGAGCAGGACUCAGAUGAGAGUGCAGUAUGUCAUAGCCCAGAAAGGGGAAUCAGGCCGUCUAAUGCCACAAGACAACUGGAGGUCAUGGCCAGAGUAUCUGGGCUUCCUCUCUGAGGGGCGCCGUGGCUCUCUCUGGAAGUGGCAGUGGGAAGGUAGGGAGAUUACACAACACAGUCUUGGGGGGAAAAAAAAGACGUUUUUCUGUCUAAAUUAGGUGCUAAAUUAACAACAGAAAAAGACUCUCCACCACCAACGUUUUCCAAUGAUGUGCUAUCUGAAGUCAUUACACUCCUGUGAAUAAGAGCAGGGCUGGCCUGGCCGACCGGUAGAGAGAACAGAUUAAUAAACCAGUCCACCCAGAUCCUGUAAGGAAACAUAAGAUCCCUUCAACCUUUAAAAGAUUUUUUUCCAAGCUAGAUAGAUUUUUCUCCAAGCCAGAUAGGUUGUAGGAGUCUAACUACCACAUCAUCCAGAAGACACUCAGUCACCACAGAAUGCAAACUGGGGAGGCGGGGACACAGUAUAUACUAAUUCAGCCAAAAAUGGAUAAUAGCACAGACAUGUUAAUAACUAGACAUUACUGAGUUCUCUCUGUUAUGAAAAUAAAACCUUUGGAAUGGAUUAAAAAAAUCUGGGAAUUACUUGAAACCUGGAGAACUAAAUGUCAUAUGUCUUAAAUCUACUAAAAUAUACUGUAAUUGUAUUUUUGCCUUUUAAGGGUUGAUUUCAAGGACCACUUCUAGAUAGAUAUUGCAGAUAGAUAUUGCAGUUUUGGGUAAAACGCCAAACGUUGUUCUAUAUAAAUUCAGGAAUGGAAUUUUUUUUUUGAUAGAGGCGCUCAUCUGGAAGUGCUCGGAGGUUAUCCCUUGGGCAGUGCUUCUGGGUUGUUCAUGGCAGUGCUGGGGGACAUACAAUGCUUGGUAUCAAAUAAGGGCCUGCUGCAUGCAAAUAUAUGCUCCAGCCUUUUGAGCUGUAUCUCUUCCGUUUCUCUGCCAUAAUACUUUGUAUAUCUCCCUGAUAUUUAUGAAUGUUAAUUGUAUAUUACUCUGAUAAAUAUGAACGCUAAUUGUUUUAUGUUCUGACAUUUUGAUUGGUUCUGGGGAAACUGAGAUGCAUCUCAAGAACUGUUCUGGCAAAUGCUUUCCAGCUGGCUAUAUAAGUGAGAAGUCCUCUUUUACAGUGUUUGCCAUUUCUAUGGUGUCAAUACUUUGACUGUGUCUGGUUUCAAGCUCUGAAUGUGCUACCACUGAAUGUAACAUUGGGAAGAGAUGUGCAGAGCUUACCCUUGUAUGUUCAUGAGCCUGUGUGAAACUACAGCCUUUUACUAAAAAUACUGCUUCAUUAAGCAUACGAAGGUACUAGUGAAAGAAAAGCUAUAAAAGGAAAAUAAAAUAAAUUCAAACUGGGAGCUCAAAUAGAGAAAAA